CCGUCCACAGUCAAAAUAGGCACAGCAAGUUUCCAGAUCAGGUCCGUUUCUUGCCCAGUAUGGAACUCAAUACACUUCACAUUAUAGAUGAGGAGCUGACAAAGAGUGAAGUGGCUGCCUUAAAGUUUCUGUGCUCAGAUGUUAUUUCUCGCAAGCGUCUGGAGAACGUGAAGGAUGCCAAGGACCUGUUCCUGCGUCUGAGAGAACAGGCCCUGCUGGAUGAUCCUCGCUUCCUUGCUGAGUUGCUUUAUACCAUCCGUCGCAAUGACCUGCUGACAUUUCUGGGCACCAAUAAAAGAGAGGUCAACAGGUGGCUUGCGAUUUCUCCGUACAGGAAGAUGCUGUAUAAACUGUCUGAAGAUGUAACGGCUGAAAAUCUGCGUGCCAUAAAGUUCCUUUUGGAUGGGUUGCCCAAAGCAAAGCUGCAGGACGCUACAUUUUUGGAUGUUGUAACUGAGAUGGAGAAGUCCCAUUUGCUGACAAACGAUGGCCUGGAUGAACUGGUAGAGGUACUGGAUAAAUGUGACAAACAGCUGGCCAACCAGGUCCGGGAAUUCCAGAGGGAACAAGAUUACAAUUCAGUUCCAGUGUAUGUCAGUCAACCUGAAGAAGCAGAACCUAUGGAAACGAUUUCUAAUUUCUCCAUAGCAGAGACCUCACCAGGGGUUCCAGAUAGCCUGGCUGAAGAGGCAGUAAUGACUGAUGCACAGGAAGCCCCAGCCACAGUAGAGACACCAGAAGAGGGGGAGGAAUUUUAUUCCCUGAAACGGCGGCCUCGUGGAUAUUGCCUGAUCUUUAACAACUAUGAUUUUGGAAAGUCACGUGUAUCCUCAAAAGGUCUCAAUGACCGAGCUGGGACACAUAAAGAUGCUGAUGAACUUGGACGAAUAUUCUCCAUGCUGCAUUUUCUGCCAGUGGAGAAGACCGAUCUGCCUGCCUCAGAAAUGCUGAGAACAAUGAAGGAGUUUGCAGAAAAGGACCACUCUGAAAUGGACGCAUUUGUCUGCUGUAUCCUCUCUCAUGGAAAUAAGGGAACAGUCAUGGGUGCUGACGGAGAGCCGGUUCAGAUUCGUGACCUCACUCUAGCAUUCGCCCAUUGCCAGACACUGUUAAAGAAGCCAAAAGUUUUCUUCAUCCAGGCCUGUCAGGGCGAACAAUACCAAAAGUCUGCGCGUGUUCAGGCAGAUGGUGAUGAUGAGGACGAGGAAAGUGAGGAGGAGCUUGAAGAGGAUGCCCAGAGCGUUCAGCUGCCCAGUAUUCCUAUUGAAGCUGAUUUCUUAAUUGGAAUGGCAACGGUGGAGUCCUACAAGUCUUUCCGCCAUACCACCGCAGGCUCUAUUUACAUCCAGGAGCUCUGCAGGCAGCUGGAGAACAGCCUGCAUAGGAAAGAAGAUAUUCUUUCAAUCCUGACGAAAGUGAACCGAAAAGUGAGCAUCCAGGUUUUAAAUGGCCACAAGCAGAUGCCCGAGCCUCGCUACACCCUGACCAAGAAACUGGUCUUUAGCCUGGACUGAAUCACCUGGAAAGAGUCUGUGCAAGGUUAUCACUGAUUCUCAGCAUUCAGUUCUCAGCUGCACGGAGAUGCUGUGGAUGAAUUAGGAUGUGAACUUGCUUGUAUGUCCUAAUGAAUGUCUAUGUUUGUAUGAAUAGUAAAAUUAUGAAAGAAUGAGUGUAUGAAACAAGUGCGUCUGAAUGGUCAACUAAAAGACAGAUUUUGUUUUGUAUAAUCUAACAAUGUAAAUACAGCAUGUCGGAAUUUCAAAGAAUGGUGCAAUUAAUAGAUCCUUAGAUAGCUUUUAAAUACAAUAUUUUCAUACUUUUAUAUUGACAGAUUUAAUUUUGCAAACUUUCAGAAUGUCCACAAACAAUAUUUUUGAAUAAAGUGCCAUAUACAGUACUGUGCACAGGUUUUAGGCACCUAAACACAUUAUUUACAUUAAUAUACAUUACCAAUAAACAUUUGUACAGCAAAAACUGCAGAUCACAUAAGAACAGAUACAAAAAAAAUAUUUAAUUAAAGUAGAAGUUAAAAAAAAUGUUUAUUUUUCCUGGAUGUCCCAAGCCUGUGCCCCAGCGAGUGUGUUAAAUUCCAUCAGCAGGUGCAGACAAGAUGUUUUAAUGAACACACUGAUAUAAAAAUUACAACUUUUGUAGGAAUAUUAUUUUUAUUUAUUCUAGUAUUGGGGUAAAGAAGCAUUUAUUGUUCAGAUAAGAGCUUUUUCAUUUAAAUAUUUACAGAUGUCUAAAGCUUUAGCACAGUACUGUAACUUUAAAAAUGAAAUUAUAUGGAUAUGUAUGUAUUUUUCUUUUACUUACUGUUGGAACUACAGACAGUUUUGGGAAAAAUUCCACAUGUGAAUGUUUGGAAUUAAUGUCUACAUGCAUUUAAGCAUUAAUAAUGAAUGUAAUAAUUAGAUGCAAUUUGGAGCAUGGAAUAUACCCUUUUCCCCCACUUCCAACACUUGAUCGUUUGACCUUCAGAUGCAUGAAAACAAUUGAUUAAUUAGAUUACACCCUUUCUAUUGAAAUUGCUUGGUAAAUAAAAAUAAAUAUUGAAUGCAUGAAUGCA
Molecule: messenger RNA, 2569 nt
Organism: Astyanax mexicanus (Mexican tetra)
Lineage: Eukaryota; Metazoa; Chordata; Actinopteri; Characiformes; Acestrorhamphidae
Gene: casp8
Product: caspase 8, apoptosis-related cysteine peptidase
Exons: 9
Coding region: 60-1514 (484 amino acids)
Biological process (GO): negative regulation of extrinsic apoptotic signaling pathway via death domain receptors; proteolysis
Molecular function (GO): cysteine-type endopeptidase activity; protein binding
Source: RefSeq, a predicted model, not a curated record